Symbiodinium sp. CCMP2456 is the source of this 477-nucleotide messenger RNA. The record is from the annotation of a GenBank genome assembly. Lineage: Eukaryota; Dinophyceae; Suessiales; Symbiodiniaceae.
AUGGCCGCGCUGGUCUCUCAAGGCCGGGCCUGUCGGGCGUCAACGUCGACCGCACCGGGCACAGGAGUUCCGCCGGCCGCACUGCGCACCGCGAAAAUCACGGGGGCCUACAUUGCAGCGAUAGGCAUUUGCCUGGUGGUGGCCCCCACCACCCUCUUCGGCCUCGUCUUUGACGUCGUAGAGUUGCAGCGCCUUUGGAUUCGAGUCUUCGGCUCCCUCUGCGCGCUGCUGGGAUGGUACUACUUCGGCGCUGCCCGCGACGGAAGCCGGGGAUUCCUGGAAGCCACGGUGUCGGGUCGCUUCGUCUUGGCACUGCUGCUUUUGGCCAUCGUUGGCUCCGAGGGAGUGCGUCUACCUCACACCGGGGACUCCUUUGCCUCCUGGUUUCGAUCCAGUCACAUGGGACUGGUUCUCCUCGCCGCCACGAAUGCAGCUGGGGCAGCUGCCAUGCACCGUGCACUUCGCAGACCCACAUGA